AUGUUCGACCUGUCCCCGGGGGGCGAGUACACCGUCCAGACCGAAGGCUCGAUCCCCGCGGCCAACUCGCACCUCAACACGACCGGGUCCGUCCCGUACGCAUCCAACACUCUCCGGCUGCACGUCGACCGCAGCCAAGCGCGCCAUAACCCAAGGAUGCACGGGCCGGCACGCGGCUGCUCGUGGUCAAGAUGGCCGUCGAGCGCUGCGGGCUGCUGGCCUACCGGCCCGAAACCCGCGCCGACCACGGGCCCGCCGAUUGACCGCAUGGACGACUUCUUCAAGCGCUCCGACCGGCCGGCGCGGGACGCCGUGACACGGACCUUUCGCGACGUCGGCGCCGAGUGCACCCUCAACACCAUGGCCCUCACGUAUCCCGACCAGAACCUGAUUGUACCCUGCGACCCCUUUUGGUACUUUAUUCACACGGAGCAGGUGGCGUGCCACUCGGUCGACCACGGUGUCGUGCUCGUCCACGAGGCCACGCGCCACUGGCAACGACUACAAUUACUACUCCCUCGCUGCGAACUCGGCCGCGCCGACGCAUACGCCUUUUUCAUCAAGUCGUUUGAUGGGGAGCUAUGUUACACAGACGACGACAGGGGCUCGUGGGGCUUGUUUAGUUUGGGAUCCUGCAGCAUGUAA
Molecule: messenger RNA, 645 nt
Organism: Metarhizium robertsii ARSEF 23
Lineage: Eukaryota; Fungi; Ascomycota; Sordariomycetes; Hypocreales; Clavicipitaceae
Product: tRNA-guanine transglycosylase family protein
Exons: 2
Coding region: 1-645 (214 amino acids)
Molecular function (GO): metalloendopeptidase activity
Source: RefSeq, a predicted model, not a curated record